This is a messenger RNA of Trametes versicolor FP-101664 SS1, 303 nucleotides long. RefSeq lists its product as uncharacterized. The record is from RefSeq and is a predicted model, not a curated record. The transcript is spliced from 2 exons. Bases 1 to 303 code for a protein of 100 amino acids. NCBI's taxonomy places the organism in Eukaryota, Fungi, Basidiomycota, Agaricomycetes, Polyporales, Polyporaceae.
AUGCAACGGAAGAUCGCCGCAACACAACGUGAGAUUAGCGGCGGGCGCGACUAUACGGCGGACAUGACGUACUGCUUCGGCUUGUACCGUGUGCGCCACGGGCGCACGAACAGUCGGUGGCAGCGCGGAAUUCGGGGGCGGCGGUGUGGUGUGGCGGCGUGGAAGUCGGCGUGGAAGUCGGCACGGGAAGUCGGUUGGCGAAACUGCCAGCUAGGGAAGGGAUAUCUGCAGGAAAGAUCGACGUACCUGCACCCCGUGCAUGCUCGCGGUUUUGAGGGAUCUCCCGCGCCAGUGCCAGUGUGA